AUGCGAUCAACCACAACGGCCAGGUGUUGGGCCGUCGUCGCUCUUCUUCGAUGGCACUACGAACCGUCCACGCGGCAAUGUCACCUCUUCGUUUUCCAUGGAUUCCAGGGUAAUCAGAACAAUUUUGAAAGCCUCGAAGAGUGCGAAUCUACCUGCAGAGAUGUGAACCCUUGUGAGGAAGGAAUCCCUGUGCCGUCAAUCGGAGACAACCUGAGUUGCUCUCCAUCCUUGCCGUUAUCGUGUCCAACUGGAAGCUUUUGCAAACUUCGUGGAAGUCAGGGAUUCUGCUGUCCAGAGCCGACGAAAACGAUAAAGCAUCCGGUUUCCGAUUCUGUAAGGCCAGGUUUCCUGAACUCCUUAUUUUUUCUCCUAUUCUCCGGUCAAUCACCCGUGGAUGAACUUUCAUGGUGGAUCUUUCACUAUAACUAUGGCAUGCCUUCAGAAUGUUUGCUGCCUCAAGAAGCCGGUUACGGUCUUGAAAGCAGUCACCGAUGGUCGUUUGACGCGACAACGUCAUUGUGCGUCUCGUUCAUCUAUAAUGGUUACGGUGGAAAUCAAAACAACUUUCUUUCAAGAAACGACUGUGAAACGGCA
Molecule: messenger RNA, 594 nt
Organism: Ostertagia ostertagi
Lineage: Eukaryota; Metazoa; Nematoda; Chromadorea; Rhabditida; Trichostrongylidae
Source: the annotation of a GenBank genome assembly